Mugil cephalus (flathead mullet) is the source of this 3639-nucleotide messenger RNA. RefSeq names its product phosphodiesterase 5A, cGMP-specific, a (gene pde5aa). The record is from RefSeq and is a predicted model, not a curated record. Lineage: Eukaryota; Metazoa; Chordata; Actinopteri; Mugiliformes; Mugilidae. Gene Ontology annotation, molecular function: 3',5'-cyclic-GMP phosphodiesterase activity; protein binding. The transcript is spliced from 20 exons. Bases 116 to 2926 code for a protein of 936 amino acids. Gene Ontology annotation, biological process: signal transduction.
UCAUUCUUCUGCUACACCGAAUCCUCACGUGGCAGCUACUUCUUCUAGAUACGUCGGUCUGUGCGUAAAGAAACUGAGUUUAGGCGAUCUUUUUUCGCUUUACUUGUGCGAGGGGAUGCCCUGCCUCCACUCCGCGGCGCUGGAGUCGAUGGAGCCUGGUAGCGCGACUCCCGGGGCAUCUGAUGCUGGCACAGAGAAGUCCUUCAGCAGGGAAACCGUGAGAGACUCGCCGAUGGUGCAAGGCCUGGGUUGGUUCUUCUCCCCGCUGUGGAGCCCGCCGUCCAAGACGCGCAACAGAAGGUUUGAAAAGGAUAGGAAAGGCGACCGAGGGGAGGCAUGGUUGGAUGACCACUCCGACUUUACGCGGGAGUAUUUUUUACGCAGGGCUUCAGGGGCUAGCUGUUCACCCCUGCCGCCUCCCAGGAGCAGCUCCGACCACUCUGACCUGCUCAUGAAGACUCCUCGCAGCAGAGCUUCCUCUCCGCCGACCAGCCCUAAAUCUAACAUCUCAUCUCUGUCAGAAAAGCUUCAACCCCUCACUUUAAAUGCCAGUUCUCCUGAAUGGAUGCAUAGCUUCUGUCCCGAUAUCCAAGGGCCUCACACUCCCUGCUCUCCUUGCUCUCCGCACUCUCCCCGCUUCUCUUUUUAUUCCAGCCAUCCACUCUAUCCCGUUUGCCCCUGCUCUCCUGACUUGACCCGCUCUCCACACCUUCUGACGCCCACUGCUCCGAAGGCUACAGGCUGUGGCCACGGUGGCUUUUGCCCUUGGAUGACGGGGCUCCUGGGGGGAGGCCUAAGUUGGAUGGGUUCCAUAGCGGAGCUCUGCCAGGAGGCUGUCAUGCAUGUGGGAGAGCUGCUGUCGGCCAAGGCCAGUUCCCUUGCUCUCGUGAGGAAAGACUCUGGUGGAAGGCGCGAAUUGGAAGAGGUGAUGGCCCUAACAGUGUUGGGGUCCUUGAAUGAGAGCGUCUCGUACAGCCAGGCCCAUCUGGAGUUGGUGAAGGGCAUCACGGGAUGCGUGUUGUCUACAGGUUCACCAAUGAACCUCAGAGAUGCAUCUGAGGACCCCAGAUUCCACUUAGAUAUUGACCAAUCACAGAAGAUCAGGUCUGUACUGAGCGUUCCCAUCAAGAACCACAGAGGAGAGGUGGUUGGUGUAGUGGUAAUGGUGAACAAAAGAAAUCGCGAUGGAUCGUUUUCUUCUUUUACCAACGUGGAUGAAAAGGUGCUGUGCUAUCAUAUGGAUGUGUUGGGGAUGGUUCUGGAUAAUAUUCAGCUAUAUGAAAGCUCAAGACAAGAGGCCAAACGCAGUCAGGCCUUGAUAGAGAUGGCACAGGUAUUAUCAAAGGACCACCACUCCUUUGAGGUUCUGCUGAGUAAGAUGGCUGCCACCAUCAUGCCCUUCACACAUGCUCAGUACUGCACCAUCUUCAUCCCAGGCAAGCAAACUUCGGAAGACAAGUUCCCGUUCUCGCGAGUGAUUCACUUAGAGUGUGAGGAGCUGGGUUCAACUUGCCAGAUCUACAGAAGGCAGGACGACGUCAGCGAUGUGGAUCCGUCACAUGCCUUUCGAACGCUGAGGGCCAUGGAAACGCUCAAUAUGUCGGAGAGUUCCGAGGAAUCAAUAAGGAGUCUCAUCUGCUGCCCGGUUAGGAAUGAGCAGUCUGAAAACGUUAUUGCCGUGUGCCAGCUGAUGAACAAACGCAGCAGAGACUCGGAUGAGAUGGAAACCUUUAACAAGUACGAUGAGCGCCUCCUGGAAGACCUGGCGGUGUACUGCGGCCUGGCUCUACAGUAUGCUCAGGCCGUCCAGAUCACAGAGGAGAGGCGAGCCAGCAUAGAGGUCACGCAGGAGGUCCUUGCUUACCACAUCACUGCAGCUGAGCAGGAAAUCCAGACACUGCAGGAGGCCACUAUUCCCUCUGCCGAAUCCCUGCGUAUUUUAGACUUCCAUUUCUCUGAUUUUGGCCUGCCAGAAGAACAGACCACUCAGGCCACCGUUCGUAUGUUCCUGGACCUCAAUUUGGUGCAGGAUUUUAACAUCAAUUACAAGAGUCUCUGCCAGUGGGUCCUGACUGUGAGACGUGGCUACAGGAACAACGUGCCUUAUCACAACUGGAACCAUGCGCUGAGCACUGCUCAAAGCAUGUUCGCCAUGCUCAUGGCCACUGGUCAGCUCCAGAGUAUUUUUUCCCGCCUGGAGAUAUUAGCGUUGAUGAUAGCCACCCUGAACCAUGAUCUGGACCACAGAGGAGUGAGCAAUUCGUAUAUAGAAAGGACUCAGCAGCCUUUAGCUCAGUUGUAUGGACACUCUUCUCUAGAAAACCACCACUACAACCUGUGCCUCUUCAUCCUAAAUAACACCGGGAGUCAGAUUCUCAGUGGUCUGUCUAAAGAAAAUCACAAAACUGUGCUGCACAUGAUCAAAAGAGCAAUCCUCGCCACUGACCUGGCCGUCUACAUGGAGAGAAGAAAGGAGUUCUUUUCUUUGGCUAACAAAGGCACAGUGAGCUGGAAGAGUGAGAGAAAAAGAGAUUUGCUGAGAUCGAUGCUGAUGACGGCCAGCGACCUCUCUGCCAUCACGAAGCCUUGGCCUGAACAAAAAAGGAUUGCAAACCUGGUUGCCAUGGAGUUCUUCGCACAAGGGGACAAAGAGAGGGAAGAGUUCAAAAUCAAACCUGUUGGCAUAAUGAACAGAGAAAACAGCACUCGACUGCCACACAUGCAGGUUGAAUACAUCGACGAAAUCUGCUAUCCACUCUACAAGGCCGUGUCGCGGCUGUUUGACAGCUGCUCUCCGCUAGUGAAUGGGUGUAAGAAGAACAGAGAAAACUGGCUGCAACUUGGUGAGGAAGAAGAAACCAAUGAAAGCAGUGAAAUGCUGGAAAUGCACAAAAGCAAUGAGGAAGAGACACACGCGGAGAAAUAGAGGAUGGAACAAGGAAUCUAACCUAGAUAUGUGUUGUUCUGAAGACACAUCUUAACUAAAUAUUAACCUGGUGGGUACACAUCAGAACUUUUAUGACAGGAUGUUUCAAAGGGUUAUACAGUAAUCAGGACUAAGAUACGAUAUGGUGUGCUGCAGCUAUGUCCCAGACAAAUAUUCUGCAGUAUAUCCAGUGUAAGGACUGUCCUACACUGAUCCGUUUCCUCUGCACUGAGGCUGAUUUGCUGAUUUUCAUGCAGUAUCUUUAUGUGUCUUUAUGUGUAUUUUUAAACAUGUGUGCAGAUUUAACAAAUGUACUGCUUCAUCGCCACAUACUUAGUGGAAUCUGUCUGAGACAUUUUAUUCAACAUUUGAUGCGGCCGGGGCUUAGAUUUGCAUAGAGAUCUACUAAUAUGCUAUUUAUGCAAUAAUAAUGAUUAUUCUGGAUAUGGUUGUUAUCUUGCAGCAUGCAAUCAGCAGUCAGAGAACAAGCAAUGUAAGGAUUAUUUGUUUCAGACGAACCGUAGUUACAAUUACGGCAAAUAAAUGGUUCCAGGAAAUUAAUUUGCUGCAAAUUAACAGUUGCUCUAAAACUGAUGUCAAGCUUUUUUCUUUUUAAAUCUCUGUGUAUACUGUGACACCAAUAAUAUGACACACUUUAUUUUAAAACACUUCUGUCCUUCUAUCCAGUCUAUCCUGGAACAAAGGGGCUGAAA